AUGGCCGAGAAGCGCCUCGUCGUUGCUUUCCGCUCCAGGACAGCGCGUGGCCUGUUCUCCGCACUUUCUGAUCUCUACCACUACUAUGGCGUCACCUCCUCAAGGAAGUACGUCGAGCAGUUCUCCAACGGCAUCACCGUCAUGUCUAUCUACCUUCGCCCCGCCAUGACCCUCGAGGGCGAGUACCCUCCCCUCGAGCAGUCCAUCCACCAGAUCACUAAGGAAAUCUCCCUCCUGUACUGCCUCCCCCACAACAAGCUUCACGAUCUCUUCACCAGCGGUGAAUUGAGUCUUCAGGAGACCGUCUACGGCCACUGCGCUUGGGUCUUCAUCCAGCACUUCCUGAACCGCCUUGGAUCCGAGUAUGUCUCGCUGACCGACAUUCUCGAUCCCAAGAGCAACGUUCAUACUGCUCUGCUGUCCAAGCUCAAGCGUCGUCUGAGGACGGAGACGUUCACUCCCGACUACAUUCUGGAGAUUAUUCAGUCAUACCCCGGCCUGGUGCGCGCUCUGUACGCAUCUUUCGCCAGCGUUCAUCUCGCUGUCGGUGCCGACUUUGAGCGUCACUUCAUCGCGCCCACCCCCGCUUUGGAGGUUAUGUCCGAUGCUAAGCUUAAGGAGAAGAUCACCCGUGAAGUCUCCAACGAGCACGAGGAGAUGGUCAUGACUGCGUUCCGCGUCUUCAACAACGCCAUUCUUAAGACCAAUUAUUUCACCCCUACCAAGGUCGCCUUGAGCUUCCGCUUGGACCCGGCCUUCCUGCCUGAGAUUGAGUACCCCCGCAGACUGUAUGGCAUGUUCCUCGUCAUCGGUGCUGAGUUCCGUGGUUUCCACCUCCGCUUCAAGGACGUCGCACGCGGCGGUAUCCGUAUCGUCAAGUCUCGCAGCAAGGAGGCGUACGGCAUCAACGCCCGCAACCUCUUCGACGAAAACUAUGGCCUUUCUAGCACUCAACAGCGCAAGAACAAGGACAUUCCCGAGGGCGGCUCCAAGGGCGUCAUUCUUCUUGAUGCCAAGAUGCAGGACCACUCCGAAGAGGCCUUCGAGAAGUACAUUGACAGUAUCAUUGACUUGCUCUUGCCUGGUGUGACACCUGGUAUCAAGAACCCCAUUGUCGACCUUUACGGCAAGCAGGAGAUUCUCUUCAUGGGCCCCGACGAGAACACUGCUGAUCUUGUCGACUGGGCAACGGAGCACGCCCGCAAGCGUGGCGCUCCCUGGUGGAAGUCCUUCUUCACCGGCAAGUCUCCCAAGCUUGGUGGUAUUCCUCACGACGAGUACGGCAUGACUACUCUCUCUGUCCGCGACAAUGAGAUCCUGCUCAGCAACGAGAAGAUGGCUACCGAGUCCUCUGCGAGGAUACCAACAUGA
This is a messenger RNA of Verticillium alfalfae VaMs.102, 1371 nucleotides long. Its product is annotated as NAD-specific glutamate dehydrogenase. The transcript is spliced from 3 exons. Bases 1 to 1371 code for a protein of 456 amino acids. Gene Ontology annotation, cellular component: mitochondrion. NCBI's taxonomy places the organism in Eukaryota, Fungi, Ascomycota, Sordariomycetes, Glomerellales, Plectosphaerellaceae. Gene Ontology annotation, molecular function: L-glutamate dehydrogenase (NAD+) activity. The record is from RefSeq and is a predicted model, not a curated record.